This is a messenger RNA of Cladophialophora yegresii CBS 114405, 3186 nucleotides long. RefSeq lists its product as uncharacterized. The record is from RefSeq and is a predicted model, not a curated record. Lineage: Eukaryota; Fungi; Ascomycota; Eurotiomycetes; Chaetothyriales; Herpotrichiellaceae. The transcript is spliced from 3 exons. Gene Ontology annotation, biological process: chromatin organization; negative regulation of transcription by RNA polymerase II. The coding region runs from base 1 to 3186 and encodes 1061 amino acids. Gene Ontology annotation, cellular component: pericentric heterochromatin. Gene Ontology annotation, molecular function: chromatin binding.
AUGUCUGACAAUUAUAGCUCUGCGUCUGAGUCCGGAGAAGAACUUGUGUACGAGGUCGAACGCAUCCUUGCCCAGUCCACCUUCCAAGGAAGGACUGUGUACCUGGUCAAAUGGCUCAAUUUUGGCGACGAACAGUGCACAUGGGAACCAGCGGAGAGCUUUUUGACUCCCGCAACGCUUGCUGAUUGGGAACAGCAGCUCGCGAAACAUGAUACUUUGGACGAAGAUGAAGUUGCUCGCGUCCAGGCGCGUAUGGACGCGUUUCAGGAAGCCCAGGAGCAAGAGAGACUCGCGAGAGAACGAAGAUUGGCGGAACAGUCUAAGAAGAAGCGAAUCCGGCAGGAAAUAAUGGGACGAUCACAUGACCCCUCUUCAGCACCGAAGCGUCCACGCCCAAACGAGCCCGUGUCGCCGAAAAAGGGUAUUGCUCUGUUGAAACCCCAUGGUCACGCAAACCCUGCCUCAGUGACUUCGAAGAACCGGACAAGCAGCGCCGAUAAGCCCACUUCUAGAAGUGCCGAAGCCGCCUCUAGUCUGUCGUCAUCCUUGCCCAAAGCCGCAGCGGAAACGUUCAAUAUGGCUCAGACGCAGAAACAGAGCGCCGCUGGCGUCGGUACGGAUCCCGCGAAUGUGCCACGAGAAUUGGACAAGGUCGGCGUGACGGCGCGCCCGCGGAAGCCGAGCACUAGCGAGGUUACACCUACGGCAAGCCACAUGAAAGACAAGACGGGGCAGCGGUUCAGGAACCUUAGCCAUCAAAACAACUUCCAGAAAAAGGCUCGCCGAGAACCUGCCCCAGAUAUGUCAAACCUUGACCUGAGGUCGCCAGAUGAGUGGGUUAAUCAGCGUCCGUCUGCUCGUCAAGAUCCACUGCGAAGGGAUACAGGCAGAGACUCUCCACUGUUUGUGCCAGAAGAAACCCAGACAACUCAGCCGUCAGUGCAAGAUGAUCAUCACACACUCAACACGCCAGGCAGCCCCAAAGGUGAUUUCUCCACCGAUAGACUACCACAAAACGUUACCACCAAAAGCCAUAAUACUGUUGCAGAGGACCGCCCGUCAACCUCUGUGGAUGAUGAUAGAAACAUGGACGCCCCAACUACCCAACAUCCGCAAAGUCAAGCAUCGCAUGACACUACCAGCCUUCCCAAUAUGUCGGACUCAGCGCCAAUAGAGAAGCAUGAUGGAGCUGUGCGACCACUACUUGCACGAACAGUAUCUCAUAGUGCCCCCGCCCCAGCAGCACCACAGCUUCCGCCUCUAGACAUACCCAGGGCUGUUAGAACAGUGUCUGCUAACUCAAUUCCGUCUGCAGCAUCAGAGAAAACGAAUAUCGACCGACGAUCGUUUCCCAACAGCGAGCCUCACAAGCCAAGCAAAUUCGAUGUGCCUGCGCGGGUAGAGAAUGCUUUACACCAGUCGGGUCCAGACAAGUACAGCUCUCGGCGAUCUUCUGCCAACUCCCCAGUCGCGGGAGACGAGAUCCUUACUGCCGCCAAUGGUCGCACCUAUAGAAAAGGGGAGGUCAUUGUCAACCUAAAAUUCGGAGAUCACCUGGUAGGAGUUGUGAGGUUUGUCGCCUUGCCCCGGUGGACUAGUGCGAAGAUUAUUCGCCUCAAGGAUCCACACGAAAGGUCACUGCAACUUCACUUUCAGCAGAGGCUAGUGAUGGAUGUUGCCACGUUUUCAGCCUUUUCGCAGAACAUUGAUAGUCGCCGACAGGGCGUAGGGGCAAUCGAGCCUUAUGAGGACACACAAGCUGCCGCUGAGAGUCUAACAGGUUACCUCGAGGAAAAUAACCUCGGUGCUAUAUGGGAGUAUCCUGGAGAAACUCUUCUGCUGGUGCUCUACUCGCCUCAGGCACUGGGCUGGCAGCAUCUGGAGCAGGUCCCAGCUCCUAACUCCGGGUCUCGCUUACAUCUUGCUGUUCUGAACAAGUUUCCCGGGGUAUCCCCGGAAAAUACCGCGACGGGAAACUCCCAGUCUGUGUUGCACGACCGAAACACGGGGCCAGCAAGUCGGCCGAAAGCUGAUCUCUGGCGACCGCACCAGCCAUCCUCAGAACAGGCAAGCACCCACGUACAGAGCCCUACUGCCUUGCCCAUACCAGUGACAGAGUCAUCAACGACCAGGAGAGACCGUGCGACCCCGGUCCAAACACCAAAUUCACCCCCCGGGCAGAACUCGAUGCCGUUCAGUGAUGCCAUGGACUGGACUCCUUCCACUCCAGCUAGCGAGUCUCGGAUCUCAUUUCCUGCCAAUUUUGACGCGAUGAUUUUCGGGCCAGACCGGACACAAAAGAGACCGCGGGUGUUCAUAGCAUUUGCGAACUCUCACCCAGCAGAGGCCAAGGCUCUGGAGCAAUGGCUUUCCCAGCACAUGAGUUCUCGUCAGAUCUACACUGACAACGAAAAGAACGACUGGAAUGACUUUCAAGGCGAAAUUCGGGACCAACCAGGUGCCAUCAUCUUCCAUGAGCGGUACCCCUGCUAUUGCGACAUGCCAUAUCUGUUUAGAUUCCUUCGACUGGCAUCUCUGUCUUGUUUUAGAUUGUCAUUCGGAGACUCAGGCGAGGACCGGUCUGACCGGAGGUCUGGCCUCACUAGACUCUUCCCUCGUGGCACAGUUCUGUGCGUUACCGAGGAUUCUAUGAAGAACCAUUCAGAAGGAGCGCUGUUAGCUAUGAAAUGGUUCGAAGACGCCUCGGUCGGCAAGGUGCAGUUUUGGAAGCUGGUACUUUUGCCGGAUUUCCUUUCGUGGAUCUUGCGUCAGAUUGACGCUGUCGAGCACGAGGUUCAGCAGAGAUAUUUCAGCAUGCUCGAAAUCUCGUACAGGCUACGCUCCCGAUCAUCCGAAGAGUCGUCCAACAUGAGGCGCCACCACCACGAAGACCCCGAGAAAUUCAUCAAAGAUCUUCCUGCAAGUGAGGACGAGGAACUCGUCGUGUCACCGGAAGGCCUGCCGGAGUACGAUGUUCCAUGGGGCAAGGCCGACAUGAGUGCCGACGCGAUAAAGGCGCGAGACAAGGCUUUCGUCAAAUAUUUUAUCGGUUGGUCGGCCAUGAAUGCCACGAAGCACCGGCUGUUCACGGUCGCAGAUGCGAACCACACCAACAAGACCGAGGGACAAUCGUGGCAUAUUUGGUUCAGAGAGCCUGUGUCGUUCAAGCCAACGGAGAGGAAGUAG